Tachysurus fulvidraco (yellow catfish) is the source of this 3125-nucleotide messenger RNA. RefSeq names its product family with sequence similarity 102 member Bb (gene eeig2b). The record is from RefSeq and is a predicted model, not a curated record. NCBI's taxonomy places the organism in Eukaryota, Metazoa, Chordata, Actinopteri, Siluriformes, Bagridae. The coding region runs from base 1 to 1218 and encodes 405 amino acids. The transcript is spliced from 11 exons.
AUGAUGAAGAAAAAGAAAUUCAAGUUUAAAGUUGAUUUUGAGCUGGACGAGCUGUCUUCUGUGCCGUUUGUUAACGGGGUUCUAUUCUGUAAAAUCCGCCUGCUGGACGGAGGCUUUUCGGAAGAAUCAUCACGAGAAACGGUCCAGGCAAACUGUGUGCGCUGGAGAGCAAGUUUCUCAUUUCUAUGUAAAAUGAGCGCCAGUGCUGGAACAGGAGUUCUUGAUCCUUGCAUAUGCCGUGUUUCUGUCAGAAAGGAACUGAAAGGUGGAAAGACUUAUGCAAAGCUGGGCUUUGCUGAUCUGAACCUGGCUGAGUUUGCAGGAUCUGGGAGAACGACACGCCGCUGUUUACUGGAGGGCUAUGACACCAAGAACACCAGGCAGGACAAUUCUAUUCUCAAGGUGAUCAUCUGUACUCACCUUAUGUCUGGAGAUCCUUGUUUCAAAACACCUCCAUCCACAGCGACAGUGAUUGGGAUCCAGGGGGAUGGAGAGAGUCUGCUGGAAGAGCGAAGAGGUGGAGACACCCAGAAACCCUUCUUGGGGCUCUCGGAAGCCACAGGGAUGUGUGGCUCUCUGCCAGAGGAGCUGGGUGUGUGUGGUCAUUCCCGAACCUCCAGCUAUGCUAGUCAGCAGUCUAAAGUAUCAGGCUAUAGCACGAGUCACUCACGCUCCUCCAGCCUAUCCGAGUUCACCCAUAAAAGGAACACAUCCAUUGGUAGUGCAUCCACAGGCAUUGCUAGCAUCCCUGAGCCCAGUGAGGAGAGUCCGAGCUCUACAGCACCUGCUGCUGCUGCUGCUGCUACCACCACCCUUGGAGCCUGUAACUCCCCGUCAGUAAACCCUGCUACACCAGACAGAACUUCUAACAGGUGUCAAGAUUACAGGUUUUUUCUGGUGAUGCCAUUCAAUCCCAGUCUAGUGCUGAUGGUUUCAAAGUCAUCACUGAUUGCAUCCCUCUUCUGCAGGCACCCAAUGAAGCAAGACUCGAUGGAAUCUCAGAUGAAACGGGUGGAUGCCACAAGAGUUGAUGCUGAUGAUGUGGUAGAGAAAAUCCUGCAGAGCCAAGACUUUACUCCUGGCAUGUUUGACUCAAGCAAUGAAGAGGAGGGUCUUCGUUUAUUUGUGGGUCCUGGAGGAAGCACAGCACUUGGCAGUCAUCAUCUACCAGCAAGGGUUGGUGCUGGUGCCUAUGAGCAAGUGGUGAUCAAGCGCUAGAGCUGAAAGGUGCCAUGUAAAGAGGGGCCACGACCAAAGUCAUGAAGAGAGGGAGGGCCCUUCAAACCCCUUCUUUCCAGUAGUGUGAUUUUAACAUCCAUUCACUGCUGGUGGAGUUGGUGAGGAUUUUCAAAGGUGCAUUGGCUCCUUUGAGUCCUGGGGUAACCUAACUUUUCAAUCCCGAAACUCCCUGCUUCCCUCUUUGACUUGCCUAUAAAACAUUCAACAAAGGAGGGAAACUGGUCUUACAUGUUGUAACAGGAAACAAUCCUCUGUGUUUUGCUUGGUUGGCAGUUUUGUUCCAGGCUUUUGUCAGCUUCGUAUUGAGGAUAUUAAGCUCAUCAUUUGGAUCUAUUCAGGGGUGAAGGUUUCAUUAUUUAAAAUUUUUAACAUAUGGGCAUAUUCAGAUGAGUCAUGCAUUAGUUGAGUGUGCGAGUGUGUGUGUGUGAGAGAGUGUGUGUGUGGGGGGGGGGGGAUUUUGGAUGCAGCGUUGCAGCAUUCUAGAAGGUCACAUCAAUGUGUAGUGCUUCCUUUUGCUGAUCUUAUUACACUAUAAGGGAAACCGAACCAACUAUCUGGCAUUGGGUCUGACUUUAGAGAAGAGAAUUGUUACUUACUGAACAAGCAUCAACUUUACAUUUAUAUAAAUGAGUAAUAAAUUCUGAUAGCACUUAAUAUUUGAAUAGAUAGAAUAGCUGUCAACCCUUGUAUGUUGUAUUUCUGUCAGAUUUGAGCAUUAAAUCAUCUUUUUAGUUUGUCAGUCAUGGUUUAUUUUCAGCUGCUAUGUUGUUUUUGGUUGUUGUUUUUUUUUUGUGGAGUUCAGUUUGAAUCUAACAAUAGUUUGUCUGUACAUUUGGCUGUACAGCCUUUUCAAGUAUUGUCUCACUCCUUCAGCAUAGCAUAAAUGGGGCCAAAGUCAAAUUUCUCAGACACUGCCAUUACAAAAACUGUACUGUGUAAUCAGGCAGUUUGAUCAUUCAUAAUUGCACCUUGUUCACAUUAUGACUACGCUGAUCCUUUUUUAUUAAGAAGUGAGAGCUGAGAUAUGACAGAAAACCGAAGGAAAGAAAUUCAAUAUUUUAUUAUAGUGACUUAUAGUCUUUGCCUCUGUGAAAGCAGUUUAUAUAGGUUAAAUUUUAUUUGAGGUGCUAGAGAAAUGUAGUCUGAUGUGAGCAUCUUUUGCUUAACUUGUACUAUGUACAUUUACUGCUAUUGUGGUUUUAAUUUUUUAUAUCAGAAAUGCUACAAAAUUCAUAUGAAUGUCUACCAGUUUUGUGCAUAUCAGAUGUCUACCCUGAUGUAUUGUUGCCUACUUAUUUUAAUGUGCUUAUUCUGAUUGUCUGUCUGCUGGUGUAAACAUGUUCCAGGUUCUCUGCGGUUUUAUUUGUGUCAUAUUAAAGCCAUAUGUUUUACAAAGUGAGCCCACUUCUGUGUAUGUGUUCUGAAGCAGGACUAGCUAUGUAGAGAUACAGGGAAUGGGUGCAUUAAAUAUCUCUAGUGUAUAAAUGCCUGUAAUAACCGAUUAUGCUGCGUCUGAUAUGAUGUAAUAUCAGUGUUGUCAUGGGUUAAACACCACUGCAAAACAUCAGUAUUGUGUUUUCUAACACAUUUCCAAAGAGCAGUGUUUCAUGUGUUAUAUCCUUACAGUGUUCAAUAUCAGAAAUCCUAUAUAUUUGACUAGUUGACAUUGUGUGUAGGUACCUUGUGUUGUAGUAAACACCAUGGUGUUUUGUUUUUUUUUAUCUCUUCUGUGAAGCUUUUGCUCCUUGUACUACACUACUGUACUUGUCAUGAUGUAACAGUGACUAUGCUUUUUACUGUUCGCAUUGCUAUUGUGAUGUUCAACUCUUUUUAACCAAUGCUGAUCAUGUGUACCGCACACUGUUAAAUAAACACAAUAAACCUGA